This is a messenger RNA of Rubroshorea leprosula, 541 nucleotides long. Lineage: Eukaryota; Viridiplantae; Streptophyta; Magnoliopsida; Malvales; Dipterocarpaceae. The record is from the annotation of a GenBank genome assembly.
AUCAAACAACAAUACCCAUGAAAAAAAAAAAACAAAAUCAUUUUUAUUUUUUGCCCUUGAGUUCGAAAUCAUUCUUCAUCUUCAUCAUCAAACAAUAAUACCCACAAAAAAAAAUCAUUUUUAUUUACCCUGGGUUCCAUGAACCCAGUAAGCGCCGUGAGGCUUAAUCUAACCCAGCAGCGCUCGUUGGGUUUCGAUGGAACCCAGCAAGCGCCGCUGGGCUCGAUCGAACCUGGAUCUGGUGUUAGGGAAGGGAGAGAGAAAACGAAGCCUGCUGGGGGGAAGAAGAUGAACAACCACUAGAACGUUGAGGUAAAGAGGAAGAACGUGUGGAUGACCGUUCAGUCGAUGAUCUCUUGUCUUUUAUUAAUGGAGGAGAUGGAGAUUCUAAAGGAAUUAAAACUUCAAAGAGUAAGAAGAAAAGAGCUGCAAAAGAACAGCUCUUCAAAUGAGAACUCUAAAAAUUAUGAGGUCUGGAUCUCUCCAUUUCACUGUCUUCUUCUCCUUUUUACUGUCAAGUUACUAAAAUUUCUACAUCUUU